AUGCGAUUCUGGUCCUGGCUUCGGGGAGAGCCCAGAUGCGAAUACUACUACAAAAAACGCCUUGAGGAGAUUAGAGAUCGAAUUGGCGAUGGCACUCCAAAAGAUCCAGUCAAGAAAUGGAUAACCGAGUACAAUGAUGAGGAAGCGCUAGGAUUUGCCAUUCUACAGCGCCAGUGUCGUCUAGAGAAUGAGAAACAGAUGGCGGGGGCGCAACAACAGCAACAGCAAUUCCGGCGACGACGGUGCAAGCAGUGCCAGUAUCAGGAGGAGAUGUGCAGUGCUUGCCAUGAAGCGACGCAGGCAGCAGAUGUCCCACCGUCCUACUCGAGCCAAUUCCCAGAGAAUCUCGAACGAGAUCUGGCCAAGCUGCGCGAAGAGCUUUGUAAGAAUCGGGCUCGCUUGGAGGCAAUAAGCCAAAAGCUCUCGGAUAGCAGGAGUUGGUGGGCCUUAUAUGCUAUGGUUCCACGCUGGCGUCGAAACGACGCUGGCCGGACGUUUAAAUGGGUUGAAGGCCGGAUGAAGUAUUUGAGUGAAUCCAAUACAACUCACAUAGAUAUUAUGGCAGAGGCAUUAGAUGCUGACGCCACACUCUCGUUUUGGCAGAAGCUGGACCCCAGCCACGCUUGGUGGCUGUUCCUCGCGUUCUUCUUGGUCAUGAUUUGCAGCGUCGCUUCCUUUGCGGUGAGGCUCCAUCUGGAGCUAUGGAUCAAGAGCCACCACAUCAGGAAGCUACGUGCAAUGCCCCCAUCACAGAGGCGUGACGUGGAAAUGGGUCAGAAUGAGGAAGAGGUGGAUGGGGAGAAAGAGGGGGAGCGGCGGAGGGAGCGGAGGGGAUGGUGGAAGACGGGGGAUAGGAGGACGGAGAGGGCGGUGAGGAACGGGACCAACCGCAUCGACCUGACGAGUUUGCCGAAUCUCAGCGUAUACGGCAUCAAUCUGAUAUGGUUUCAUCUCUUACAUCACGUUGACCAGUUCGAUCUGGAGAAACUCAGUGAAGACGACAUCAAACUGACAUUCUCCUUCUUUUCAUAUCGCCUUGAUGAAUACGACACGAGAGUUUUAUAG
Molecule: messenger RNA, 1065 nt
Organism: Aspergillus piperis CBS 112811
Lineage: Eukaryota; Fungi; Ascomycota; Eurotiomycetes; Eurotiales; Aspergillaceae
Exons: 6
Coding region: 1-1065 (354 amino acids)
Source: RefSeq, a predicted model, not a curated record